AUGACCAAGGAAAUCAAAGCCGAAGAGAAGGCAAAGGAUGAGUCUUGGUAUGCGGGCGACAUUGAAACAAUUGACGGCUCCUAUGAACCCCUCAGCCCAGAGGAAGAUAAAAGAAUCCUCCGAAAAUUGGACAUGUGUCUAUUGCCUGUCAUGGCUCUCUCAUAUCUUUUUCAAUACCUUGACAAGUCAGCACUUGCAUCAACUGCAAUCAUGGGUCUUCGUGAAGACUUAAAUCUUACUGGUGAAGAAUAUUCUUGGUCAAGUGGAAUAUACUACUUUGGCUAUCUCGUGGCAUCCUACCCAGCGGGUGUACUGAUGGUUAGGUGGAGAGUUGGCAAGUUCAUUACGGCUUCCAUCCUAGCUUGGGGCGCAAUUCUAAUGUUGACUGCCACAUGCCACAACUCUAGUGGUCUUCUUGCAACCCGAUUUUUCCUCGGUGUUGCCGAGGCAGCGAUUGCUCCCGGACUCACAAUCAUUAUUUCCAUGUUUUAUAAGAGAUCUGAACAGCCUCUCCGUCAUGCAGCGUGGUUUCUAGGAAAUACAUGUGCUGGGCUAUUCGGAGGGUUGCUCAAUUACGGAAUCGGGCAUAUAGAGACUAUUGCGCCGUGGAAGGCAUCUUUCCUGAUCCUUGGAGGGGCAACUGUUGCCUGGUCAAUUUCCAAUAUCUUCCUGCUUCCAGAUACGCCAUCAAAUGCAUGGUUCUUGAAUAUUUCGGAUCGGGAAAAGGCUGUGGCGCGAGUUCAGGAGAAUCUGACUGGAAUCAAAAAUGACAAGUUCAAGUGGGAGCAAUGUCAAGAGGCAGUUAUGGAUAUGAAAACGUGGUUCCUGGUUCUUAUUCAAUUCAGUUCCAAUAUUCCAAACGGUGGAGUAACAACCUUCCGGUCUAUUAUUCUUACCGGGAUUGGCUUCAGUACGUUCGAUACUCUGCUUCUACAUCGGACCUACUGGAUGAUGCUAUCAUUUGCAGUUGCACUGGUUGGAGCAGCCCUCGUUCGUGAACUACCAGAAUAUGAAAAAUGGGGUCGAUAUGCUGGAACCUGUCUGAUGGGGGCUAACUCGGCUUCUUUCCCAUUAAUGAUGUCGAUGGUUUCUGGAAAUAUUGGUGGAUUUACAAAGAAAACAACAGUGAACGCAUUGAGUUUUAUAGCCUAUUGCGCCGGUAACAUUAUCGGCCCACAACUGUUUUUCGAAAGAGAAGCACCCUCCUACGAUUCGGGAUUCAUUGCGCUCAUGGUAUGUCAAGCAGCAUGCUUCAUGCUAUGUUUAAUGUUCCGCUUCUAUCUUAUGUGGAACAACCGUAUUCGCGAACAACAAAAUGAGACAACAAGUGCGGCGGAUACCAGUGAUAUGCGAACAGACACAAUUAUGGCCAUGAUGGACAAAACCGACAAGGAGAUUGACCACUUUAGAUACGUAUACUAG
Molecule: messenger RNA, 1422 nt
Organism: Penicillium manginii
Lineage: Eukaryota; Fungi; Ascomycota; Eurotiomycetes; Eurotiales; Aspergillaceae
Product: MFS allantoate transporter
Exons: 7
Coding region: 1-1422 (473 amino acids)
Biological process (GO): allantoate transport; dipeptide transport; tripeptide transport
Cellular component (GO): plasma membrane
Molecular function (GO): dipeptide transmembrane transporter activity; allantoate transmembrane transporter activity
Source: RefSeq, a predicted model, not a curated record